This is a messenger RNA of Staurois parvus, 358 nucleotides long. The record is from the annotation of a GenBank genome assembly. Lineage: Eukaryota; Metazoa; Chordata; Amphibia; Anura; Ranidae.
UUAUAGGAACCUGACACACACAAUGAUACAGUCACUAUCCAGACACAUCCCUUGUCUGUUACUGGAGAAUGUCCCAGAAUUCCCAGCACUGCUCACCUCUCCUGUCAGCAGCUUGAUGAUAUUAUUGGUCAGUUCCAGGAUCUUCUGGUCACUGUCCCCCUUAGGUUUCAGGGACUGAGGUGGAGGAACCAUGAUGGUCUGUGUUUUAUUAAUAGAGAUAGAAGUGAUGUCAUGUGACCUCCUAGAAUCCUCCUCACCUCUCCGGUCAGCAGGUAGAUGAUCUCCAGGGUGAGGUUGAGUAUGCGGUAGGUGAUGUCAUUCUGGUCCUUCUCCAUGUCCAUCCAGCACUGAUCUAGGA